This is a messenger RNA of Knipowitschia caucasica, 462 nucleotides long. Lineage: Eukaryota; Metazoa; Chordata; Actinopteri; Gobiiformes; Gobiidae. The record is from the annotation of a GenBank genome assembly.
AUGGUGACAGCUACGCUCGCGCACCUGCCUCCUACCUCCUGUCCAGAGGUGCACCUGCUCCAGCUCAGUGUGUGGCACCAGCACUUCCUUCUUUACACCUGUCCGCACUGCCAUAAUGAAAGGGGGGCAGCCAAUCUGGGAAAUCGGGCAAAAGCGGAUGAGCAAAAACACGAAAUUGAUGGAAAUUUCCUGCCAAAAAAGCUGGGUGGAGUAAUGGCAAAACCCAGGCACGCUCAGAAUCGCUGUGGUGUCGAGAGCAGAGUGCCCAGCGUCGCCGUCUGCUGCCGACAAAACAUCCCAGCUCAUGGCUGUCAUGGCUGCCUGGAGCUGUCUAUCAUCACACAGAAGAUGCAGGAGACAACUGCAGAAAUAGAGUCCAAGGUGCACGUCUUCACCUCAGGGUGCCCCAGGCCUGGUAGGUACGGCUCUCCCAGCCCCCUGUGCGCACCCCUGAUGGGCUGA